AUGGCUUCACCAAGAUUCCAGAUUCCGCUGGAGUUCCAAUCGAAGAUUCGCCAUGUCGAGUCUCUCGACCCUCGCUCUGACGAGGAGAUUCUUAAGUCUCUGAUGAAACCUUCGCCAGUCACGUCAGAAAAGAACAUCUGGGCCUUUUGGGACUCUGGUCUCAACAACAUCCCAAGCUGGGGCCAGCGCAAUAUUAUCAACUGGGCUCGUCUCUGCGGUCCCGAAUGGGCGAUUCGCGUCCUAGAUGACGUUCCAGACUCUCCCAACAACGCCUUGAACUGGGUCAAGGAAGACCAGCUUCCUGAGGCUUAUGUUGCACACAAGAUGGAUGGACCUCGCGUGUGGACCGGGCCCCACAGCGCAGACUUUCUUCGCGGUAUUUGUCUGUAUCAAUAUGGCGGUGCUUGGGUGGACGUUGGCACCAUUCUCGUUCGGUCCAUUGACGAUCUCUGCUGGAAGAAACUCGAGGAUCCAAACAGCCCUUACCAAGUCUCCGCCCCUUGGAUGUACUCGAACGUCAUAGCCAAUCAUUUCAUUGCCAGUCGCAAAGGUGACAUAUUCAUCAAACACUGGCACGAUGUUUUCAUGGAGGUUUGGAAGGGCCAUAAGAGCUCCGAUGGCAUCCUCGCAAGCCCUCUUGUCUCCUUCGCGCAAAACAUGAACGCCGAUGCAGUCGAAGCUCGGAACUUCAAAUGGAACUGGAACGCCCCUCUCCCAAAGUUGCUGGAGUACAUUGCUCAAAUCGUAUGUUGGAUUAGAGUUGCUGCGGUCAAGGAGCCUAACGGUGGUUUCGAUGGCGUCGAUUACUUCGACAAGAAAGUCCUCCUUCACGAUUCGUUGUACGAAGAUUGGCCGGCAGAAGCCAUCAUCGGUUGGAACGGCGAGGACCUCUUCGACCUCUUUUCGGUUAGAUUGGAUGCCGAUCCCGAGUCUGAAGAAUAUAAAAAAGCCUACAAUGUUGUUUGGACGAUCUUGACUACAUCGACUAUGCAGAAGGUCACCCAUGCUGCCGGCAUGACCUCGACCAAGGCACUGGGAACCUUGUGGGAUAUGAAGGAAAACGAAAAUAGAGACCAGGAGCCUGGAACAUUCGCAGAGUUACUACGGUAUGGAAGUGUGCAUUUCGAACAAAACCGAGAGAUAGAGUACAUCACGUCACCGAAAGCUGAUUUUGUGCUGGAAAAGGGCGUGCUCGAGCCUUGA
Molecule: messenger RNA, 1203 nt
Organism: Colletotrichum phormii
Lineage: Eukaryota; Fungi; Ascomycota; Sordariomycetes; Glomerellales; Glomerellaceae
Exons: 2
Coding region: 1-1203 (400 amino acids)
Molecular function (GO): glycosyltransferase activity
Source: RefSeq, a predicted model, not a curated record